AUGCGACUUGUGUGGGUUUUUAAACUCGGCAUCUUCGCCUUCGUCUCAAGAUUGAUAACUAGUCAGACGUGUGGACCACGUCGACGCAAAGAUUGGGACAUGAUGACGCCGAUUGAGAAGAGCACAUACCAAGGUUCUGUUGCUGCUGCAAUGAAAUCGGGUGAAUACGUCAAGUUUAUCGAAAUGCAUACGGAAAUGAUGUCAGAACGAGAAGCACAUCGUCAAUGUAUGUUCAUCUACUGGCAUCGAUUUCUGUUAGUGGCGUUUGAAAAUAUGCUACGUGGUCAAGGUCCCGAAUUUGCUUGUGUCACGGUACCUUACUUCAAUUGGGUUUCCGGUAAUGCAAAGCUUACUGCAGGAGCUUGUACAUCAUUGGGCGAUUGUCACACAAUCACUAGCGAAUUGGGCGGAUGGACGAAUGGCACAAGACGUACGAUCGCCAUUAACGGGGUCAACGCUACCGGUCGCUGUAUUACCUCCCCACCUUAUGAUCAAUUCUGUGAAUCCUUGUCAACUAAGGGCACUGCUUGUGCCAGAUGUAUUCCCCGUAGUAAUUGGGGUAUUGUCCAGAUACCUGCAACGACGGGGUACGCAUCAGUGCGUAACCAAGUCCUAACUGGUAAGAAUAUUGGUCAAAUGUCACCAAUUAUUGAAGAAGGCUGCCACAAUAAUAUUCACGCAAAUAUGUUGAGCACGAUGACUACAUUUGCUGCUCCAGCUGAGAUACUCUUUUGGUCCCACCAUGCUAUGAUUGACUUGCUACAUGUGAUUUUCCACAAAUGCCGCGUGGGGACAGAUCGAAUGACAUUUGCACAGAAAGCUUCACAUUCUGUGGCUUGGACAUCAUGUGCACGUCGUGAAUCUAACGUUACAUUUCAACCGACAGAUGUCGUGACGAUGCGAACGGGUGAAAGGGGUAUCAAUCCUAUUAGUGCACUAUCAGAUCCUCUCGUCGGUCGGUAUUUUGCGGGAGUACCGAACCAAUUCGCUGGUUUAAUGGAUAUUCGUGACUUAGGCGCGAGCAGUUAUGGUUACAGUAUCAAUGGCCAGUUGGCUUCCAUAUAUAAUAAAUGUGACGGAUCUCCAGUAUCUCGAAGACUAAAAGAAGCCAACACAACAACAUCUAAACCCAAAAUGUGCGGUAUGGCUGACGAAAGCAAUGAUUAUGGGUCCCAUAACAACUUUCCAGAAACUGACUAUACCGGUGUUGAUGAUGGCUUUCAAGAUGUUGUGAUUGUUAGUAACUCGGGCAAACCGGUGGAUGAGAACACCCCUAAAGAAGAAUAUAUCUCAGACCCUUCCGAGUUAAAAGUUGCGAAUUGGUACGAUCAGACAGUUGAGGCCAUGGGUGGUGAUACACAAGAGACUAUGGACGAUCUGGAACGACAAGCGUGCAUGUUUGAGCAUGUUUGCAUGGGUGGUACCAAGGACUAUACAGAAGAAUUCAAGAUCACUUGGAAAGCAAAAGUGCCACGAUGUAAGGCAAUUGUUGAUGCUAUCAUCAACGGCUCGCAAUCGAUUCAGUACAAAGCUUGGCGUGACGACAUGGAGGCUGUUUUUGGUUGUCCGGAGCCGACCGAGACGAGCAAGACGGGAAUCUCGAAUGCUUAUGAGUCUAACUCGCCGUAUUCUUGA
This is a messenger RNA of Plasmopara halstedii, 1635 nucleotides long. RefSeq lists its product as hypothetical. The coding region runs from base 1 to 1635 and encodes 544 amino acids. The transcript has a single exon. The record is from RefSeq and is a predicted model, not a curated record. Gene Ontology annotation, molecular function: oxidoreductase activity. NCBI's taxonomy places the organism in Eukaryota, Oomycota, Peronosporomycetes, Peronosporales, Peronosporaceae.